This is a messenger RNA of Cantharellus anzutake, 766 nucleotides long. Its product is annotated as Translin. Gene Ontology annotation, cellular component: nucleus; cytoplasm. The record is from RefSeq and is a predicted model, not a curated record. Gene Ontology annotation, molecular function: RNA binding; sequence-specific DNA binding; single-stranded DNA binding. Gene Ontology annotation, biological process: RNA metabolic process. Bases 76 to 729 code for a protein of 217 amino acids. The transcript is spliced from 11 exons. NCBI's taxonomy places the organism in Eukaryota, Fungi, Basidiomycota, Agaricomycetes, Cantharellales, Hydnaceae.
CCCGAAGCGAUUGUAUUGGCCAUCCCGCGUGAUCCGUUGUGUUAGCCUCGGAAAAAUCCCGGACCCUGACAUAUCAUGGAGAUCGAUCUCCUUGAGAUUGAGUUACAGCUCUCACAGGAAACUCAUGUCCGAGACCGCAUCCGUGAUGAGACGAUCGAACUUGACAAGAAAUUACGAACAAUGUUGGGCUUGCUCAACAAAGUUCAUUCAACACAACCCAAAGAUCUACAACCGCUGUUAUUAUCUCUGCGUGAGAUUCUUGUAACUAUACCUCAACACUCGGUCGAACUCGCAGAAAUUGUACCUCCCAAUCAGUAUUGGAGAUGGAAGGAUCUCUGGACAAGGCAUAUCCAGAAUCUGGUUUUCGUUUCGGCUUUCCUUCAAUACUUGGAAUCUGGGCAGCUGCUCUCCAUCACAGCUGCCAAUGAGGUCCUCGGGAUGAAGGAUGCGUGGAAAGACAGGUACUGUCUUCAAGUCGAGGAUUACUUGCAUGGCCUCAUCCUUCUCAUAAACGAAUUGUCAAGGCUUGCCAUUAACAUGGUAACUCUGGGAGAUUAUAAAGCCCCACACAAGAUCAAUUCUUUCGUUAAGGACCUCUUUAGCGCAUUCCAGCUGUUGAACCUCAAAAAUGACUCACUUCGGAGAAGAUUUGACUCAAUCAAGUACGAUGUGAAAAAGAUUGAAGAAGUUGUGUAUGAUAUAUCUUUAAGGGGGUUGAACGCCGCCUGAACUCGCGUCCCGAGCGAAGAUGGGUGUUGAAAUUUUA